AUGCGGCCACUUACAGACGACGAGACCAAAGUUUUGUUUGAGAAGCUCUCAAAAUACAUCGGUCGCAACAUUGUCCACCUGAUCGACCGCCCCGACGAGCCAUACUGCUUCCGGUUACAGAAGGAUCGCGUGUACUAUGUCAGUGAAGACAUCAUGCGCAAGGCGACGCCAAUUGGCCGCCUCAACCUGAUUGCACUGGGAGUGUGCUUCGGCAAGUUCACAAAGACCGGCAAGUUCCGCAUGCACAUCACGGCGCUGCCGUACUUGGCGCAGUACGCGACAUACAAGGUAUGGGUGAAGCCCAACGGCGAGAUGCCCUUCUUAUAUGGCAACCAUGUUGUCAAGGCCCAUAUUGGACGUGUCACAGAGGAUAUGCCUGAGCACCAGGGCGUUGUAAUUUACAACAUGGCUGAUGUUCCCCUGGGGUUCGGUGUCAGCGCGAGAUCGACCGUGGAUAUGCGCAAGGUUGACCCGACCGGUAUCGCUGUGUUCCACCAGUCCGAUAACGGCGAGUACCUGCGUGAGGAGGAUGCCCUGUUCUAG
Molecule: messenger RNA, 543 nt
Organism: Kickxella alabastrina
Lineage: Eukaryota; Fungi; Kickxellomycota; Kickxellomycetes; Kickxellales; Kickxellaceae
Exons: 2
Coding region: 1-543 (180 amino acids)
Biological process (GO): ribosome assembly; ribosomal large subunit biogenesis
Cellular component (GO): preribosome, large subunit precursor; nucleolus; nucleus
Molecular function (GO): RNA binding
Source: RefSeq, a predicted model, not a curated record